Messenger RNA from Arthroderma uncinatum, 1638 nucleotides. RefSeq lists its product as uncharacterized. Gene Ontology annotation, biological process: proteolysis. Gene Ontology annotation, molecular function: serine-type exopeptidase activity; dipeptidyl-peptidase activity. Lineage: Eukaryota; Fungi; Ascomycota; Eurotiomycetes; Onygenales; Arthrodermataceae. The transcript has 7 exons. The record is from RefSeq and is a predicted model, not a curated record. The coding region runs from base 1 to 1638 and encodes 545 amino acids.
AUGGUCAAGCUCGCGGCCUGUCUGUUGCUGCUUGCAGCUGCAGUACAAGCAAAACUCCCAGUCACUCCAAUCAGCCAGCUCCGUGCCCAGGCCCUUCGUAACAACGAACUUGCUGCACGUAGCGAUGAUCUGAAUGCUCAGUAUCCAGCUUAUCAAAUUCAGAUUCCCAUCGACCAUUUCCCAAAGAGCAGCAGAUAUGAACCUCACUCCACGGAUAAGUUCAACCUGCGAUACUGGUUCGAUGCUAGCCAUUACAAGCAAGGUGGCCCCGUGAUCAUUUUGCAUGGUGGAGAGACCGACGGCGCAGGCCGUCUUCCAUUCCUCCAAAAGGGUAUGCUUGCUCAGCUUGCACAGGCUACCAAUGGUAUUGGUGUUGUUAUGGAGCACCGAUACUAUGGAGCAUCGCUUCCAACCAAGGAUUUCUCUAACAAGAGCUUGCGAUUCCUGACGACCGAACAGGCGCUUGCUGAUACCGCUUACUUCUCGAAGAACAUCAAGUUCCCUGGUCUUGAGAAGUACAACCUGACUGCCCCUGGUACCGCACAUAUCUUGUACGGUGGUUCAUACGCUGGUGGACAAGUUGCCUUCCUCCGUACUCAAUACCCCGAUAUCUUCUGGGGAGCCAUUUCUUCCUCUGGUGUUACCAAGGCCAUCUAUGAAUACUGGCAAUACUUUGAGCCCAUCCGUGAACAUGCUCCACAAGACUGUGUUCAUGUUACUCAAAACUUUGUCGAUAUUGUCGACAACAUCAUCCUCCGUGGCAAGAACGCCAACACGACCAAGGAGCUGAAGGAUUUGUUUGGCCUAGGCCGUCUCCGCGACGCUGACUUUGCCAACACCCUUUCAUCCGGUAUCACUGGCUGGCAGUCAACCAACUGGGACCCAGCUAUCAGCGGUAAGAGCUUCUACAAGUACUGCGCUGAUAUCACCAGCGACCGCUACCUCUACCCAGCGACUGAGGCACAGAAGGCUUCUGCCAAGCGUAUCAUCGAAGCCGGUGGACACGGUCGUGAAUCACCCGAAAUUCUGCCUCAGCUGCUUAACUUCGUUGGAUGGCUCAACAAGAACACCGUGGCCGAGUGUACUGAGAAGGGCCAGACUGUUGAGGAGUGCUUCAACUCUUAUGACGAGAACUUCUACCAGCAGGAUAGCGCUGACCAGAGCUGGCGAGCAUGGCCCUGGCAAUUCUGCAACGAAUGGGGAUACCUACAAACUGGAAGCGGUACCCCUAAGAACAUCCGCCCCGUCGUCUCCCGCUUGAUCGAUCUACCAUACACCUCCAACAUCUGCAAGCAAUCCUUUGGCAUCACCAAGCCAUCCAACGUCGAUCUUGUCAACAAGUAUGGCUCUCUCGACAUCGAAUAUGAACGCCUUGCACUUAUCGAUGGAGAGGCCGACCCAUGGAAGGAGGCCGGUGUUCACGCUUCCGCUGCUAGAAAGCGAAGCACAUCUACCAACAAGCCAUAUAUCCUGAUCGCCGACGCCGUCCACCACUGGGAUGAAAACGGACUCCUGCCAAACGAGACCACCGCCGAGCUCCCACCACAGAGAAUCAAGGAGGUCCAGGCCGAGGAAGUUCGCUUCGUUAAGGAAUGGAUGAAGGAUUGGAAGCGCAAGCACUUCCACCAUGGCGUCUAG